UUUUUGCCGCAGCCAACUAGAGAGAGCUACGUCAUCAGGGGUGCAGUUUUUGAUCGUAAUUCUUCUGAUCUGUUAUAAAAGGGGACGCUACCGGCCGCGCACAGGCAGUUCUGGUGAGGAAGGAACACCUGUUAGUCCGUCGAGCCCAUCCGAUCGUCCGGCGCCCCGAGGAAUCAAGACAACCGUGAGAGUCGAAACGUCUUCCCUGUAGGACAAGAUGAAUCCUUCGCCUGGAUUGGUCGGCUACUGGCCGCUGAAUGAAGAACAUGGCGCCCGUGACGUCAGCGGCUAUGGUAAUGACGGAGUGACGUUCAGCACGGACGUGGCGGAGGGGCCGGGGGGCGAGACGGGGGGCGCCAUGUACUUCCACGGGAACCAAGGUUCUCGUGUGGAGUUCCCCAACAACGGAGCGCUGGACGCCAGGAGUUACAUCACCCUACAGGCCUGGAUCUACCCACAGGGGACGGGACCCGGGCCGAUCUUCAACUACCAACCGGCGGGCAGUGCUGGCCACGGGGUUCACUUCUGGAUCCAUCCUACUGGAAGCGACCUAUUCAUACGGUAG
Molecule: messenger RNA, 565 nt
Organism: Branchiostoma floridae (Florida lancelet)
Lineage: Eukaryota; Metazoa; Chordata; Leptocardii; Amphioxiformes; Branchiostomatidae
Exons: 3
Coding region: 218-565 (115 amino acids)
Source: RefSeq, a predicted model, not a curated record